Molecule: messenger RNA, 365 nt
Organism: Strongylus vulgaris
Lineage: Eukaryota; Metazoa; Nematoda; Chromadorea; Rhabditida; Strongylidae
Source: the annotation of a GenBank genome assembly
AUGGAGGAUGGAUCAACAAAGUGGACAUUACAAGAAGAUCCUGUUCUACGUGCGCCAACUACUGUGAAACAAGGUUUUACAUUUCUGCCCAAUCCUCAAGAUGGUUCACUUUAUGUACUCAAGGAGGGUAUUUUAAAACGAUUACCAUUAAGUAUACCAGCCUUAGUGCAUGCUUCUCCACUCAAAAGCACUGAUGGAGUUUUAUACGCAGGUAGCAAGAGAGACGUUUGGUUGGAAAUUGAUCCUCUCACCGGCUCUAAAGUGGAGACAAUGUCAGCUACGAAUGACAAAGUAUGCCCAGCUAACAACAAGAAUGCUAUAUUUGUUGGUCGAACUGAGUAUCGGGUAAAUUAUUCUAUUUAAUU